GCAGAGACACCGAAUGUACAGUUAUCGUGCACAUUAACGAAACUUGAAAUCACUCGUGUUAUCGAUAAAAUAUUAAGCGGCCGUAAUUGUUGUAAUGUCGAGGAUGAUGGGGGUCCAGUUACGUAAUUCGCGACGCAAAAGAUGGCCUCUGCGUUUUGGUCUUCUACUUGGCUACGUACUCAUUCAAUAUGUUACGUCCGCGAAAUUACCCACCGAAGAAACAUCGUCUUUCUAUCCGAGUUCCACGGACAGCGAGGAAACCUGGACCGUAGAAAGUACCUUGGAAUCUGCCACGUUGCUGGCGGCGGCGGCGGCGGGCGCGGACGUCGAGCAACCUAAGACGAAGGCGAAAACGGUAACCGAGGAGACCCUUGUGCGGGAAGAGAGUGGAAAGGAUGAGCCGAACAGCAACACGGAGAAGACGAAGGAGGAAAAGCCAAAGAAAGUACGCGGACAGUCCAAGGAAGAGUCGCGACAGGAGACAGCGGGGGUUGUUCCGAAAAAGGAAAACGCGGUGAUACCGCCGCCUCUUACCAAGACCAUUCCCACAACUACAACGGUACCGACGAUAACCACGGUGGUGUACGAACGCGCGACUUGGAGGCCGCGAAGAGAGAAUUGCUCGCCACCGGCUAUCGAACAGUUCCCAAGGCCGGUGAUGGGGCCGAAAGCUAGAAAACACGGCGGACUCAUUAUACACAUUUUGGUCGCCGUUUAUACGUUUCUGGGCCUCGCGAUUGUCUGCGACGAUUACUUCGUCUCCAGUUUGGACAGAAUUUGCGAAGAACUACGACUAUCUCCGGAUGUGGCCGGAGCAACGUUCAUGGCCGCAGGUUCCUCGGCACCGGAAUUGGCGACCGUCGUGAUCGGUGUGUUCUUCGCCAAGGACGAUAUCGGAGUGAGCGGUGUGAUCGGUAGCGCGGUAUUCAAUAUAAUGUUUGUAAUAUCAGUUUGCGGGCUUUGCACCUCGACAGUGUCCAAGUUGAAUUGGUGGCCUCUGUGUCGGGAUUGCUUUUUCUAUGCCGUGUCGAUACUCGUGAUGCUCGGUACAAUUUACAACGAAUCGAUAUCUUGGAUGGAGUCUCUGUUCAUGUUGAUCAUGUACGGCGUGUAUUGCAUCGCGUUGUCCUUCAACGCUAGACUGGAGCGUUGGGCAAAAUCUUACGACAUACCUUUUCUACCGAAAGACGACGAACCAGCGGAGGAAAGCGCUCUCGUCAGCUACAGAUCGCUGCAGGAGGAUCGAUUGUCUUACACGGGUCCCAAUUCGCCUGUUACGGACCAAGUUAAAACUCAAGAAGGCGGAAUAGGAGGAGGAGGAGGAGGAGGAGGCGGCGGCGGUGGCCCUGUACCAGAAACGAACGAACCACCGCCUCCGAGGCAACCGGAAUACUACAAAGCGAAAGAGCCUGAUCCUAAUCAAGUAUCGCCGUUGGAAAAACCGGUCGAUGGUAGCAAAUGGACUUUGUUUACUUGGGGCCUGGUAUACCCGAUUCAUUUCAUGUGUCGCGCGACCAUGCCCGAUUGCCGGCAAGAGAAAUUUCGAAACUGGUACCCUUUUACCUUUUGCGUGUCGAUGGUAUGGAUCAGUUUCUACAGUUACAUCAUGGUGUGGAUGAUCACGAUUAUAGGCAGCACUCUGGGUAUACCGGAUACGGUGAUGGGUUUGACGUUCGUCGCUGCUGGUGUCAGUGUGCCCGACGCCCUGUCCUCUUUGGCCGUGAUCAAGGAAGGUUUGGGUGACAUGGCAGUGAGCAACGCCGUCGGUAGCAACGUCUUCGAUAUUCUAGUUUGUCUCGGGCUUCCAUGGUUCAUACAAACUGCUAUGAUACAGCCUGGCUCGCACGUAAAUGUCACCAGCCGAGGCUUGACGUAUUCGACGGUGUCUCUGCUGUCGACGGUGGUAUUUUUGGUGCUGGCAACCCACUUGAACGGCUGGAAGCUGGAUCGACGAUACGGAGUGGUACUGAUGCUUUGGUACCUGGUAUUCAUCAUGUUCGCCUCGCUCUACGAGCUCAACGUCUUCGGUGAAAUGAAUCCACCGGUAUGCUUUAGCUCGUUUUAAUCGUACGAUACCAGGAGCGAUGAAAGUUGUCGUUUUGUUCGACGAAACGAUCCAUAUCGAAUCUUCGUUGCGAUCGUCGUUUCACGGCUUUAAGCAUCGUCCUUCUUUUUCUUCCCUUUUCUCCUCUCUCGUCAGCUGCUCCUCCCCUUCCUUCUUUCCCGUCUUCUAGUUUCUACUUGAAUCGAAACUGAGAACAAACGAGGGAAGAAAAGCCAUGCACGGACGAGACAAAGGAGCGGCGCGUGCGUGUGCGUUCCACUUUGCCCCGGAAUUGAGCAUAUAUGUACGGUAUUAGAAUGUCUGUGUCUCUCGUGGUAGUUUUCGUACGACUUUAGCUAGCCUCUAGGGAAGGGUUCAAACUUUUCGUAAGCUUUACCAAACAAAAGACUCAGAGCGGCGCGAUUUUUCUACAUCGCGUCUACGCUUCCAGCAAAAUCGCGUCCUCCUCCGAUUAUUACCGUCAAUCGACGCGCUGCGCUCUCGUCGCGACAGGCAGUCGUGUAUCGGCGAUAUGCUGCAAGUGUAAACCUUUCCUUCUGCGUCUAGUUUCUAUAUGUAUAUAUACGAUAUCGAUCGAGCCUUCUUCCGAAAGAUCAACGGAACACCGAGAGACAGAAAGCCGCAUGGCUUGGAUCGCGAAAACUAGUUGUAGCGUGUUUGCAUGUUUUUCGAACCAUUUAAACGGACAACACAUUUAUCAGUAUUAAAAGAACCGAUCGUUAAACAGUAGCCAGUUUAGAGCCAGUUAUGGUAAACGUAGGGGUAACUGAUCGAUCGAACAGGCCCAAUCGUGUUUUCCUUUCAAUUGUCUAUAAAAAAUCAUAUUCUUUGGCUCAAUGGGUGGUUUUCGAUAACAAUUUAAGCAUUGAUUUCGGAUUUUACAUGAGAACCGCAUGAUUUUCUUGUAUAUAAAUAUGUAUAUGUAAACGCUACGAAUAAUAAGAUACGGUAACGAUCUCGAUUUAACAAACAGAAGAAUUUUACGGUGCUACGUCGGUGCAUCUCCAAGUUGUUGCAGUACUUUCUUCUUCGAUUACUUUCAGUUUUUCCCCCCCACCCAACUGGAUUAUUAAAUCGAGAUUUUACAACAGUGUCUGAUAUACAUAUACAUAUGAAAGAAGUAUUUAGAAUGUAGAAGCAUCGAGAAAUCUAUUAAUUUCGACAUUUUUUUAUCGGUAGAGUAAUAAAUCCGUACAAGAUUUUUUCUACUUUAAUAAAGACUUGUUAAAGUGGUAAUUGUAAGAAGAAAAGGUUUGUUAUUACUAGCUUCGUUUAUUAACUAUGGACGAACGUAGUCCGGCAUCCACUCGUCGAUGCGACCACUAGUCAAUGUCCGUAACAAGGUUAUAAAAACUGUCCAAAACCGUACGGGUUUUGCUCUCUAUAACACGACUGUUGUUUAUUAACACCGUCAACGUUCUUUUUUUAUUUCUCACGCAACAAUAUGCUGCGUACUUUUUCUAUUUAAUUCGUUAUCAUCGUUUCGUCUUUAUUCUAUUUCUGCUUGGGAUCUAUCUAUUGUCGCGUAUUACGGACGAAUUAAUCCUUCGCGGACAAAACAUUUUUCCAGUAGAACUGUUUGAGAAUGUAGGAAAAUAACGCGUACAAUAACGGGUUUAUAGAGAAUUUGUAAAACUAUGUUCUCUGGUAUAUUAGUUUCUAGUCCGCAAAGGGUUAAUGGAUAAAACGUGCGUUAACUUGUUUGUAGAUUUAGCAAUUAUGUAUUCUUCGUAAUCGGUUUUACGCGUCUCGUAGAAAUUUACGAUAUAAACGUGCAAUUGGAGUUCAAUUUACGAACGAAGAAACGUCGCUCGUUGUAGUUAGCGCUGGGACUGUUUGAAUAAAAUUCGAAUAUUAUUAAGAGAAUAUUUGCUCGAUU
Messenger RNA from Colletes gigas, 3944 nucleotides. Its product is annotated as probable sodium/potassium/calcium exchanger CG1090. The transcript has 9 exons. The record is from RefSeq and is a predicted model, not a curated record. NCBI's taxonomy places the organism in Eukaryota, Metazoa, Arthropoda, Insecta, Hymenoptera, Colletidae. Gene Ontology annotation, molecular function: calcium channel activity; calcium, potassium:sodium antiporter activity. Gene Ontology annotation, cellular component: membrane. Gene Ontology annotation, biological process: intracellular calcium ion homeostasis; calcium ion transmembrane transport. Bases 95 to 2065 code for a protein of 656 amino acids.